AUGGCUCGUGCCCCGCUGUUAAUAUCAGGAGACGUGCAGGUCAUAACACCAUUUGAUUUUGAGAAGAUGCAGCCGGAACUACGUAUCUUUGACCUGAUAUUAACAGCGGGGCACGAGCCGUAUGAAACAACUGCUGUGCUCCGGAUCGAAAUUGUAGAUUUGACCAUUCCGGAAAACUCGCGGCCAGGAACGAUUCUUUUUGAAGUCCAUGUUUCUGACCCGGAUUAUUUGUACGGCAAAACAGGCGUUUUCAAAUACGCAUUAAGUGGCAGUGGUGCUGCUAAUUUCCAGGUCAAAGAGGUGAAUAACAUUCUUUUACAGUGCGAUUUCCACAUAACUUUCAAGUUCUGUUGCUUCUAA
This is a messenger RNA of Gongylonema pulchrum, 360 nucleotides long. NCBI's taxonomy places the organism in Eukaryota, Metazoa, Nematoda, Chromadorea, Rhabditida, Gongylonematidae. The record is from the annotation of a GenBank genome assembly.